UCAAACAGCAGCAAGAAAAUGUAACAGGGUGUAUGAAGAAAUGGAUUUAAUUUAAUGAAAUUAUAAUUAACUUAUUAGUCUUUAUUGUAUUAAAUAUUCAAAUUUGUAAUACUUACCGUUAAAGUACUUGUGAUGAAAACAUCCUUAAAUCUCCACUAACAAUUUGAGGUUAUAUUAUUGUUUUAAACAAAACCGGACUACGCACUAAUAUUUUUCUUAAAAGUUCUAAAAAAGUAUCUCAGACGUUAAAGUGUAGUACUAAGGAAAAUUAUCAAAAGAGCAAGUGAAACUUCCAUGGUGGAAAAUUAAAUAAGUAUCUGAACCGUUCAGUGUUGUAAAGAGCUGUGAUUUUGUGUAGAAUAAUGAGGACGUAUGCAAGGAAGCGUCCUAGCAACCAACUAAUUGAAGAUGUACAUGAACUAUGCCGCCUGUGUCUGAACAAAGCCAUGGAGGCCAUGCCUAUCUUCACAAAUGAUUCAGACACAGUCUGUGCAACAUUAGCAAUCAGAAUCAUGAUUUGUGUGGGUUUGGAGGUGACAAGAGAAGAAUGUUUACCAAACAUAGUGUGUAUAGACUGCUAUAAUGAAUUAAACAAAUAUUACACAUUUAGGAAGAAGUGUGAAGCCACAUAUCAAAAACUUAAGUCUCAUGUUCUAGCAGUGAAAGAGAAACAGUACAAGCAGAAGAUUUUAAUGGAUGUUGAAAAGAAGAAGAAGUUGGAAGCAGAAAAUAAAGAACAACUGAAGUUUGUAGUAACAUUUGACAAGGAACAAUAUGAUGAAGUCCAUGAAGUAUUAAACUUAAACGGUGUGGCGCAAGUUAAUAACUUUGUAGAUAAAUUACCUGAAUUAGAUAAGGUUGAUAGUACAGAAGAAGAUAAUAAAGGAAAAGAAACACUUGAUCCAAUUAAUGAAGAACAACAACCAGAAGACUUAGAAUCAUCAAAGCCUGACAUUAAUACAUUCUUGUCAACAAUGUUAUUAGAACUGGGUAUACUGACGCAACAAGAUAAUGUUCUGGAGUUGACCAAUCAGAAUAUCAAGUCUUUGGAGCUGGAGACUGGAGACGGGAGUCAGAUUACACUGGAAUUGAUGGAGGAAGAUGAUCUUGAGGAACAGGAACAGCCACAAGAACCGAUAGACAAAAAUGAGGCGCCAAGCACAAUAAAAGAAGAAAAUGUUAUCAAACAAGAAGAUAUUAUAACAAAGUAUGUUGUAACUAGUACAGUUACCAAGAAAGAUGCAAAAGGUGACAAGAAGAAUAAACUGAUUAACACUGGGUCGUGGUGCGAGGAAUGUGGCAAGCGCCUCGCCUCUAAGAGUGCGCUCACUCGUCACAUGCGUAUCCAUUCAGGGGAGAAACCCUUCACUUGUGAUAUGUGUGGCCGACGCUUCGCGCAGAGAGAGGUCAUGCUACGACAUCUACUGGUGCAUGAAGAGCGGCGCCCAUACGCGUGUCCAUCGUGCGACAAGAGCUUCACGCAGCGCGGCGCCCUGGACGCACACGCGCGCGCGCACGCCCCGCCCUCCGCGCGCCCGCUGGCGCUGCAUCGCUGCGACAGGUGCCCCAAGGUCUUCCUACACUCCUCCGGCCUGAGCCGCCACAUGAUGAUGCACAAGGGGCGCGUGUACGAGUGCGGGGCGUGCGCGCGCCAGUUCCGCGACAAGAGCUCUCUACUGCGCCAUCUGCGCGGCGCCAGCCACGCGCCGCCCACUUGAUGCGCCACCUGCGCGGCGCCAGCCACGCGCCGCCCACUUGAUGCGCCACCUGCGCGGCGCCAGCCACGCGCCGCCCACUUGAUGCGCCACCUGCGCGGCGCCAGCCACGCGCCGCCCACUUGAUGCGCCACCUGCGCGGCGCCAGCCACGCGCCGCCCACUUGAUGCGCCACCUGCGCGGCGCCAGCCACGCGCCGCCCACUUGAUGCGCCACCUGCGCGGCGCCAGCCACGCGCCGCCCACUUGAUGCGCCACCUGCGCGGCGCCAGCCACGCGCCGCCCACUUGAUGCGCCACCUGCGCGGCGCCAGCCACGCGCCGCCCACUUGAUGCGCCACCUGCGCGGCGCCAGCCACGCGCCGCCCACUUGAUGCGCCACCUGCGCGGCGCCAGCCACGCGCCGCCCACUUGAUGCGCCACCUGCGCGGCGCCAGCCACGCGCCGCCCACUUGAUGCGCCACCUGCGCGGCGCCAGCCACGCGCCGCCCACUUGAUGCGCCGACGUGCUGCGAGGGACGCGUCUCAGUGCAUUCUAAUCGUCAGCAACUUUCCAAGCCGUAGACUGUGACAGUUGGAAAUCUCUCGGUAGCCUAGCCAUCGAAAUGCGUUGACUUGAUUCGUAGUUCUUAAGGUGAGUUCAGAUUUCGGUUGUUACGAAUUAUCCGUGUAUUAAUUACAUGAUGUGCCAAAUCAUUCAGCUCGCUAAAUCACAACUUAAUACAUAUCGGUUAUCGAUAUGUGAAUGAAAUCAUAUAGUGGCAGAUGUUAAAUUAGUACAAUUUUGCCUUAUGAAAUAAUUAUACUAGACAAGUAGAUCUCGUUAUCUGAUGAUCGUGUCGUAAAACUGAGGCACAAGUUUCUAAUGUUAGCUUAAAUUUAUUUUAAUGAAGUGAUCUAAAUCAUAAUGAUAUACAAUAAUAUAUUUCGUGGCCAUUAUCAAAUGAUUUGUAAAUCAGUUAACAUUUGUAAUAUAGUUAUAUGCAAUAAGUAUAUUUAAAAAUAUGGUCUUCUCACAUAAUUAUAGGACCACAAAUGUAUUUUAUGACAAUUAGAAGGAAUUAUUUUAAUAAAUAAAACACUAUAAUU
Spodoptera litura is the source of this 2802-nucleotide messenger RNA. RefSeq lists its product as uncharacterized. NCBI's taxonomy places the organism in Eukaryota, Metazoa, Arthropoda, Insecta, Lepidoptera, Noctuidae. Gene Ontology annotation, cellular component: nucleus. The record is from RefSeq and is a predicted model, not a curated record. Gene Ontology annotation, molecular function: zinc ion binding. Gene Ontology annotation, biological process: regulation of gene expression.